GCUUUUGCCACGUAUGACCGUCCCCGACCCCUCUCUCUCCCCACAAUUUCUCCCGAGUCUCCUCGAACGAAUAUUUACUACUUCGUUGCUAAGAAAUUGCUAAGAAAAGCAGAUCUAGGGUUUUCAGAUUCCAUUUCACACUAAUGGCUCUCGAGUGGGUUGUUCUAGGUUACGCCGCGGCCGCAGAGGCCAUCAUGGUCCUCCUCCUCACGAUCCCUGGCCUCGACGGCCUCCGGAGGGGCCUCACAGCUGUUACUCGUAACCUCCUCAAGCCGUUCCUUUCGGUGGUGCCGUUCUGUUUGUUUCUUCUCAUGGACAUCUAUUGGAAGUACGAGACGCGGCCGAGCUGCGAGGGUGACUCCUGCACUCCUUCAGAGCAUCUCCGCCACCAGAAGUCAAUCAUGAAAAGCCAGCGUAACGCGUUACUGAUCGCCUCCGCUUUGAUUUUCUACUGGCUCUUGUAUUCAAUUACUAAUCUGGUGGUCAGGAUCGAGCAGCUAAAUCAGCGCGUGGAGAGGCUUAAAAAUCGGGACUAGAUCGGGUUCUUGUCUCAGAUAAGUGCGUUUUGUUUGUUAAGAUCUUAUAUGUUGAUGAUCAAUACUGAUCGCGUCGAUUAUUGGGAAUGUGUGUUUUAUGAUUGUGUAGUUAACUGAGAUGUUUAAUUUCGAUGUCGAACAAGAGUGUACUUAGCUUCAUCACGCGAGCGUAUUAUUUCUGAUAAUUAUGUUUUUGAUAUGGGGGAGAUGAAUCUUAGUGGGAAGAUUUGUCUCUUUUUGGACGUUUGGCGUUGGGAAGCUUUGUUUUGCAUUCCAUACCGUGUUUCUAGAUUAAUGCAUCUGUCUAUUUUUCUCGUUUGAUA
Molecule: messenger RNA, 859 nt
Organism: Tripterygium wilfordii
Lineage: Eukaryota; Viridiplantae; Streptophyta; Magnoliopsida; Celastrales; Celastraceae
Exons: 1
Coding region: 144-536 (130 amino acids)
Biological process (GO): intracellular protein transport; endoplasmic reticulum to Golgi vesicle-mediated transport
Cellular component (GO): endoplasmic reticulum; endoplasmic reticulum membrane
Source: RefSeq, a predicted model, not a curated record